Molecule: messenger RNA, 801 nt
Organism: Knipowitschia caucasica
Lineage: Eukaryota; Metazoa; Chordata; Actinopteri; Gobiiformes; Gobiidae
Source: the annotation of a GenBank genome assembly
AUGGAGGGACUAGGCUAUGGGCAUGCAGCACCAGGAACGGACGCCGGCAAGGCCUUCUGCAUGUUUUAUGCCGUCCUGGGAAUCCCUUUGACUCUCGUAAUGUUCCAGAGUUUGGGCGAGAGGAUGAACACGUUUGUCAAGUACCUCCUGAAGCGCAUAAAAAAGUGCUGCGGGAUGAGCAUCACCGAUGUUUCGAUGGAGAACAUGUCGUACUAUUAUUGCUUCAUAACUCUGACCACAAUAGGUUUUGGAGACUUUGUGGCUCUGCAGAAGAACAGGGCGCUCCAGAAAAAGCCUUUAUAUGUUGCGUUUAGCUUCAUGUAUAUUCUGGUAGGCUUGACCGUCAUUGGGGCCUUUCUCAAUUUGGUCGUCCUACGAUUUCUGACAAUGAACAGCGAGGAUGAGCGGAGGGAUGCGGAGGAGCGCGCGUCUUUAGCGGGGAACCGGAACAGCAUGAUUAUCCAUAUUCAAGACGAGAGUUUGCCGCGAGGACAUCGGAGGAGAGCGCCGUACAGGGGGGAUUUCCAGUCUGUGUGUUCUUGUAUGCACUAUCACUCGCAUGACUUGGGCAGUUCUGGGGGCGGACUUGGAAACCUGGGCUGUUCUUUUUCACAUCAGAACUCCUUCAGCUCGCAGCUCAACCCCAGCCCAUACUUUCACUCGGUUUCCUAUAGGAUCGAGCAGAUUUCUCCCAGCACCUUGAAAAACAGUUUCUUCCCUUCGCCAGUCAGCUCAGUGUCUCCGGGCCUCCACAGCUUUACAGACAAUCACCAGCUUAUGAGGAGGAGGAAGUCCAUAUAA